AUGCGCGUCCCUGGACGCGUACCCACGUCUAGAACCUCUUCUCGCGUGUUGACUGCCUCGGCUUUCGGGAAGCUCCAGACGACCCCAUUCAUAAUGCCGCCUAAGGCACACGCCAUAACAGAACCAUCAGAUCUUCCAAUUCACCCCUUUAGAUCAGCCACUGACUUUGAACAAUUCCUCGAACGGGAGCAUGCCAAAUCUCCAGGGAUCUACGUGAAACUGGCCAAAAAAUCUUCAGGCAUUCCAUCUGUGUCUCGCGACCAAGCUGUGGAGACAGCGUUAUGUUUCGGAUGGAUCGAUGGUCGGGCACACGCCUACGAUGAGGACUGGUGGCUGGUACGAUAUACCCCACGACGUGCGAAGAGCAUCUGGUCCAAGAAAAAUGUGACGACCGUAGAGUCGUUGCUCAACGCCGGUCGUAUGCGGCCAGCCGGAUUGGCUGUGGUGGAAGCUGCACAGGCGGAUGGUCGUUGGGCUCGUGCAUACGAUGGCCCGGCCAGUAUCACGGUGCCAGAAGAUUUCGCCACUGCGCUGACACAGACGCCGGCAGCCUCGAUUUUCUUUGAAGGGUUGAACCGGUCAGACCGCUACGCGGUGUUGGUUCAGCUUCAGUGGACUACUCCGCAGCGCCGGGCGAAGCGUAUCGAGACAUUGGUCCAGAUGCUAGCAGAUGGUAAAACACUAGGAGCGUCAGACAAGUCAGCUAAACCAAGUAAAAGGAAAGCUGUGGGCAGGGACCAUGGAAGGGAUGGACGUCGGAAAACAUCGAAAAAGGCAUGA
This is a messenger RNA of Aspergillus bombycis, 780 nucleotides long. Its product is annotated as YdeI/OmpD-associated family protein. The transcript has a single exon. Lineage: Eukaryota; Fungi; Ascomycota; Eurotiomycetes; Eurotiales; Aspergillaceae. The coding region runs from base 1 to 780 and encodes 259 amino acids. The record is from RefSeq and is a predicted model, not a curated record.